GACUGGCGCGUGGCUGCCUGUUGCCACGCAUUUAAAUAUUUUAAUCGCGCUCUCAAUAUUAUCACAAUGGUGUUUCAGGUGCCUUCUUUCCAUCCUCCGCCUGGCUUGCUUUCUUCACUACAGAUCACAGGUUCUUGCACCUUUUUGUAUGUUGACAUUUGCUGCUGCAGUUCGUUUGACGUUUUAAUAUCCCAAAUUGGAUGAUUUGUGAGAAAAACACUAAGAACAAGGGGAAGAGAUAGCCAUGGUUGGAUCAGUGUUGGAUGUCAUUGCAAAUACUCUCUUUUUUAUCAUGGAGCCCCUGUCCAUGAUCAAGCUCUUAUGGCAACUCUGUGUGAGAAUUGUUUGCUUUCUGACUCUUCCAUGGUUUGGGCUUUUCAAGUUCAUUUUCAAUAUAUAUUUGGACGUGUGUUGGCGGUUAAUAUUAUUGGGCAUUGCGGCAUUUUCAAUUCCUAUUCGAUUGUUCACUGCUCUGCACAGGGAGAAAGAGCUUGAGGCACAUUUAUAUGAACUUCAGAUGCAAGUGGAAGGCCUGAUUGGGGUAAAUAAGGACUUGGAACUAAGGUUGGAUGUUGCUAUUAAAAAUUACAGGAGAACAGAAAAUCAGCUUUCUGAAGCUGAAGAAGAGGAAGAUAGAGCACUCGAAAAGAUCCUACUUCUAGAGACCAGGAUAAGAGAAAUAGAAGCUGAGAACCUGAGGCUUAGAGAAGUAGAAAAGAGAGCACUUCUUGAGGCUGCAGCAGCCAAUAAUGAUGAAGUAAGCAAUAUGAAAGAACCUAACGGCAAUGGAAUUAGGAAACAUCUUAGUAAUUUGGAAGGUGAAGAUUGGUAUGGCUCUGAACUGGGAGAUAUCUUUGAAAAAAAAGGUAAGAUCCUUAGUGAUUAUCUCAUUGACAAAGGGAGAAGUCUUCCUAGCUAUGAAAAGAGGACUGAAGGUAUAGAUCCUCUCCUUGAGAGCAAGAUGAAAUCAUCGGGUCAUUUCUCAUUUCCAAAGAAACAAGAAAUAAAUGAUGUAGUGAUCUACCAAUGGAGGGGGGCUGCAAUAGCACAGAGUACUUUCAGUGCCUGUCUUUCCCUUCUUGUUGGCAUGAUAACGUGGGAGGCUCAAGAUCCUUGCAUGCCACUAGUAAUUGCUUUGUUUAUUGUGGUAGGCAUGUCCUUGAAUAGCGUUGUAAAAUUCUUCUCAAGAAUUGAAAACAGGCCAGGUUCUGAUGCUGUUGCAUUGUUGAGCUUCAACUGGUUUAUUCUCGGAACUCUCGCAUCUCCAACACUGCCAAAUGUUGCUCGCUUGCUGGUUCCUUGCCUAUCUGAUUUUGGCCAUCGAAUGGCCAACUGGUUUGGUUUUCAACAGUAGUGGAUAUUGUACAAAAGUGUUUUGUUUCCUUUCCAUGCAAAGUGUUGAUAUGCUUGUAUGAUUGGAUACUAGCAUAAUGCUUCUCCUUUCUAAGCUCAUGCAUGUAUUUGGGCGAUAGCAGAACAGAUUUUUCCUUUCUAAAUUCAUAUAUGUACCCUUUUCUCCAUUUCAUACAAUAUAGAAACCUACUGAUUUGUAAAGAGGAUUUUUGUAAACAAUAAACAAGUCUCUCCGAUUGUAGUGUGA
Cryptomeria japonica (Japanese cedar) is the source of this 1600-nucleotide messenger RNA. RefSeq lists its product as uncharacterized. The transcript is spliced from 4 exons. Bases 245 to 1354 code for a protein of 369 amino acids. Lineage: Eukaryota; Viridiplantae; Streptophyta; Pinopsida; Cupressales; Cupressaceae. The record is from RefSeq and is a predicted model, not a curated record.